Molecule: messenger RNA, 3480 nt
Organism: Stegodyphus dumicola
Lineage: Eukaryota; Metazoa; Arthropoda; Arachnida; Araneae; Eresidae
Source: RefSeq, a predicted model, not a curated record
AUGGCCUCAACAUUUGCUGGUGAAAAGUCACUUGGAAAAGUAUUGAGGCAUGACAAGAAAAUUAAAGAUCGUGUAGAAAUUAUUAGGCCUCAUGCCAUUGAAGAAUAUAACAAACAUAUGGGAAGUGUUGACUUACUCGAUAGCAUAAUAGCUCGACACAAAAUAUUAAUGAGAAGCAAGAAAUGGUAUAUGAGAAUUCAUUUAGGAAGACCUAGUAAUACUUCAAUAGAACAAGUGUCUCAGACUAAAAGAUGCAAAGGGACUGCCCAAUCCGUUCCAUGUAAGGACAUUAGAAGAGAUGGUAUAAAUUAUUGGCCAAUAUGGUCAGAAAAGAAUACGGUACAUAACCGAGUUGUUUUUGGACUCACAUCAAGUCCGUUUCUGCUAGCCGCUACACUUAGUCACCUUUUGACUACAGUCCCAGAAAAGUUUGUAGAAACUUCUAAUAUUUUGAAGGAUUCAUUUUACCUCGAUAAUUCGUUAAUUAGCUUAAAUCACGUAGAUGAAGCCGAAAAUUUCGUUCAAGAAGCAAGAUUGAUUUUGGCUUCAGGGCAUUUCAAUUUGAGAUGUUGGCGAUCAAAUUUUCGCAUUGACAUGAUCGAUGAGAUAGAGAGCAAGACGAAAGUUGUCCCAGUAUUAGGAUUAGUAUGGGAUUUAGAAAAAGAUAGUUUGAGUUGCAAGAUCGAAGAAACAUUUAACUUGAGGGAACCUAUUACCAAAAGAAAAGUUUUGUCAAUUACCCAGAAAAUUUUUGAUCCCAUUGGCUUUACUGCACCGAUAACUGUAAUUCCUAAGCUAAUUUUGCAAGAAACAUGGAACCAGAAGAUUAAGUGGGAUGAAGAUCUUCCUCUUCCCCUAAGUGAGCAGUUUGGGACUUGGUUGAACCAAUUGCCUCUGCUAUCUCAGAUUGAAAUUCCUCGUUGGUUAAAUAUUGAUUACGAAAACGAAGAUACCGUAGUGCUCCACGUUUUUUCGGAUGCUAGUAAAAGAGCCUAUGCCACAUGUGCAUUUUUAAGAGCUGAAACCAUCGAAGGUGUAAAGGUUCAGUUAGUAAGCGCGAGAAGUCGAAUAGCCCCUAUUAAGGAACUUACGAUUCCACGGCUUGAACUUCUUUCCUGUCUGAUAGGUGCCAGGCUUGCCAAAACAAUUCUAUCAGAUUUGAAACUUAAGAAUUGUAGAACAGUGUUCUGGAGUGAUUCUUCUACAGCUUUGGGGUGGAUAAGAAGGGAUCAAGCAUGGGGUACGUUUGUUCACAAUCGAGUACAAGAAAUAAGAUCGCUUACCAGAAUAUCUGACUGGAGGCAUGUACCUGGAAGUUUAAACCCAGCGGAUCUCCCAUCGAGAGGAUGUACUAUUGAGCAAUUACAGAAAUCGGCAUGGUGGGAGGGCCCAUCGUGGCUUUACUUACCAGAAGACGAGUGGCCCCAUGUAGAAGAAAAGCCUGAUGAAGAACUUAUAAACAAGGAAAAAAGGAAAACGAUUCUGACUCUUCUAGAUCAUGGAGACAAUUUGGACCGGUACUACAAAUACUUCUCUUCAUAUAGAAAAACCGUGAGAAUGAUCGCUUGGAUUUUCAGGUUUUAUCACAAUUUAAAGAACAAAGAUAAAAACCUCACUCCUGAUGUCUCAGUUGAUGAAUUGGAGAAUGCUGAAAAGGCACUUUGUAGAUUGGUACAGAAAGAAUCAUUUACAGGCAUAAACGAUCCCGCUAUUCGUGCGCUGAGACCAAUCGUAGACCAAAAUGGAAUUUUAAGAGCCAAAACGAACGUCCUACAGCGUCAAGAUAAUGAAAAUUUCCGAUAUCCUAUCAUUUUUACCUUCAAAACAUACCUUCUUGUUGAGAGACUAAUUUACGAGAAACAUCUAGAACUCCAGCAUGCUGGUGUCAGCACUUUAAUGACAAAUCUUAGAGAAAACUUUUGGAUAUUAAAAUCCAGAAAAAGUAUUCGAAAUAUUAUCAGAAAAUGUGUAAGAUGUAAAAGAUUUGUUUCACAAAGAGUGGAAGUCGAGCCAGGAUUUCCACCCGAAGAUCGAGUCAGAGAAGGGGCGACUUUUGAAGUCGUCGGUGUAGAUCUAGCGGGUCCUCUCUAUCUCCGUGAGGGGUCUAAAGCGUGGAUAGUCUUGUAUACAUGUGCCAUUUAUAGAGCCAUUCACCUCGAACUAGUUACUUCUCUAUCUACAGAAACUUUCAUCCAAUCUUUACGUAGAUUCAUUGCCAGAAGAGGUAGACCUUAUGUGAUAUAUUCCGACAACGGAACUAAUUUUGUAGGGACUAACAGUGUUCUUAAGAAAGUUAAUUGGAACGCCAUAUGUUCAGCUGCUUCUUCUAUCCAAAGGAUACGAUGGAAGUUCAACCCUCCGACCGCCGCCUGGUGGGGAGGUUGGUGGGAGAGGCUUGUGCGAAUGGUGAAAGAAAAUUUAAGAAGAGUGUUAGGUCGAACGUCCUUAAAUUAUGAAGAAUUAUACACUAUAUUAUGUGACUGUGAACAAGUGAUUAAUUCGCGACCUAUCACAUAUGUAUCAGAGGAUAAUCAAGAUCCAUCACCACUGACCCCUAUGAUGUUUCUGCAAGAAUUGCCGUCAUCAGGAGUUCCUGAUAUGGACUACGUAGAUUCCAAAGAACUAAACCGUCGAGCCAAAUACCGACAGAGAAUAAGACAUGAUCUACGAAACAGAUUUCGUAAUGAAUAUCUUGGUCAGUUGAGACAACAGGCAAUAAAGAAAGGAAAAUUUCAACAAUUGCAAGUAGGCGAUGUCGUUCUAUUGGAAGACAGCCAGAGACGACGCAUACAUUGGCCUUUAGCCAAGAUAGUCGAGCUUUUCCCCAGUAAAGACGGAAUAGUUAGACUAGCGAGGGUCAAGACAAGAAAUGGAAUUCUGCUUCGUCCAGUGCCCCGGCUUUUCCCGUUGGAGAUCUCUACUUCCGAAUCCGUUGGCCCUCCGUUCCCCGACAGAGCACCUCGAGAUAGAAACGACCAUGCAACUGGUCAGGCUGAUCAGGCUGCUAGUAUUCCAGAACCUGCCUCAAGUCCUCGAGUGAUGACCAGAGCUGGACGAGUUGUUCGGCCUCCUCAUCGACUGGACCUAUAUUCCGAGGAAGCAAAAGCAUAUCGUCUAUGGAAACCUGGAACUUAUGAAGUAGUACAAUGUCUUGACGUCAGAUUUUUGAAACUCCCAAAAAUUGAGACAAUUUCGAAAAUUUCAGCAGAUGGUGAACAGGAAUUCAUCGAAUUUGUUCUUACCGAAGAAAAUUCAGAAGCCAACAAGAAUUCCGAAGUGCCAAACGAAAGGAGACUAAAAGUUGACGAAUACGUAAUUCAAGAUCAAAAUUCAGAAAGAGGACCAGGAAGAACUUCCUGUAAGCAGGAAUACCCGGCAGACCAAGAAAAAUCUAUCAACAAAGCCACGCUAAUUUGCUCAAUGAGAGAAAAUGUUGGGAAAUUUGCAUUUCUUCUUUAUGCCUGCGCUGAGCAGAAAAAG